Molecule: messenger RNA, 2219 nt
Organism: Diorhabda sublineata
Lineage: Eukaryota; Metazoa; Arthropoda; Insecta; Coleoptera; Chrysomelidae
Product: 3-hydroxyisobutyryl-CoA hydrolase, mitochondrial-like
Exons: 4
Coding region: 943-2163 (406 amino acids)
Biological process (GO): L-valine catabolic process
Cellular component (GO): mitochondrion
Molecular function (GO): 3-hydroxyisobutyryl-CoA hydrolase activity
Source: RefSeq, a predicted model, not a curated record
AUGGUUAAAUUCGACGUCAAGUGCGCGAUCAUUGUGUGCGUUAUGAUAAUUUCUACAACGGCAACAGGGGUGAUGUGUCAUACCACAUAAGUAAAUUUGUUAUCGCUGUAGUGGUAGUAGAUCACGUGUGAUUUUAGGGAUUUAUGUAUAUCUUUUGUCAGUUUGGCCGUUCUGCUCCAGUUCAGUUUUUCUAAGUGCUUGACACGUAAUUGCUGUUGUCAUUCGUGAUGAGAUUUUUUCCUGUGCAUAUAAAGAAAAUUUGAACGUUUAGGGCUCAACACUCACCAAAUAUACAUCAUACUGAUUCUGCUGAAAUACUAGGGCGUAUUGGUUUGUAUAUAUAGUUAGUUUCCAAAAAAAAACGGCCAAUAUAAUGUCGAAGAAAUGUGAUCGCAUUUUAUAAAUGUGUAAUGAGAAUGAACAGGUUUAGCUAAUAGGCCAGGUAAAUAUUGCUUAAAAGUUGUAACAAUUUGUGACUCUCGUACUUAUUACAUGGUUGAUGCAAUCUCCUAUAUUGGAAAGGAACCAGGUAAAACCUCAGCCAGUUACUAUGUUAACAAAUUAACAGAGAAUAUUCAUGGCUUUAGUCGCAAUAUAACUUGUGAUAACUGGUUUAUGUCCAUUCAUUUAGCUAGACAAUCAUUAAAAGAUCAUAAUUUAAUAAUGGUAGUUACUUUGAAAACUGUUUUGAACUCACAAUUCGGGUUUUCUGAUAAGAUCACGCUAGUUUAUUUCAUUCAUGAGAAAAAUAAAUUGAUUUCUACGAUGCACAAUCCAUCGGAAAAGAACAAAGAAUCUAAAAAUCCUGAAGUGAUAGAUUUUAUAAUAUGUUUUUGAGGAUAUUUUAGAUCAAGCGGGGGUAAAUGCUAUGGUACUAUUCAAGAAAGUAGUCCCUGAUAAUAGAGUACGGAGACAAUUGGUCUUCAGCAAGCUACACCAUAAAUGGAGACGCGAUUACAUUCACAGUUUCCUAAGGAACUGAGAGCAAAUAGAAAAAUGCUAUUAGGAAUUGAAGAUCAUAAUGUUUUCUGUUCGCGUCUAGCUGUGAGGUUAGUGAGAAAAAUAAACAUAUAUGAAAGAAAAUUUUCGUCAGAACCUUUAAUUCUAGUCAAAGAAGUGAAUAAUAACUCAGUUGUUACAUUGAAUCGUCCCAAAGCUCUUAAUUCCCUAACAGCCGCUUUAAAUAUCGAAUUAUACAAGGUUUUAAAAGAAUUAGAACAACGAAGGUCGUUAUUGAUAUUAAAAGGGGCUGGAGAUCGAGCUUUUUGCUCCGGUGGAGAUCUUCUUAAAAUAAAAGAAGCGGCGGAAACUAAAAAUAUACAAUACCUAAACGAAAUGACUUUAUAUUCCCACCUCAAUCCUUAUGUAAUUCUUAAAUACAAAAUUCCCGUGAUAGUUUUAAUGAACGGUUUCACUUUCGGGGGCGGUGCGGGGUUGUCAAUUUUCUGUAAAUACAGAAUAGCUACGGAAAAAACUAAAUUCGCUAUGCCGGAAGCUAAAAUAGCUUUUCAUCCGAACGUAGCGGGGACAUUUUUUUUAAAUCGCGCGCCCGGGCGUUUAGGCUACUACAUGGCCCUAACGGGAAAUAGUAUCAACGGAUCGGAUGUAUUGCGUGCUGGAUUCGCGACACAUUUUUGUUUAAGUAAUAAAAUUGAUAAGAUAGAAAACGAACUGUUGAAUUGUUCCGAUGAAAUCGACGUGAAAAACGUUUUGGAAAAUAAUUGUGAGAAAAGUUUUCCGGAGUUUUCUUUGGGUUCGACUAUGGAUAAAAUUAAUGAAUGUUUUUCGGGGGACACUGUAGAGGACAUUUUUUAUAAAUUAGAACAAGAUGGUAGUACUUGGGCAAAGGAAACGUUGGAAAUGAUGAGGAAGUAUUCACCUUCGUGUUUAAAAGUUAUAUUGAGGCAACUACAAAUUGGUAAAAAUAUGAGUGUAGCGGAUUGUUUGGUUAUGGAAUCUAAUCUAACGGUUAAUUUCCAUAAUUUCCCAGAUGCAAUUGAAGGAACUAGAGUUGUACUAGUAGAUAGACAAGAUUCGCCUCAAUGGAAUCCAUCACAAUUAUCUGACGUCACAGAAGAGCUGAUUCAAGGUCAUUUUAAGCCGGCCAUUGGAGAAAAACUGAGAAAAUUUCUUAAUGAAAUCGAUAAUUCAUUAGAAAGAUGAUGAUUUUUUUUUAAUUUUUAUUAUACGAAAAAAUAAAUAUAAUAUUCUGUAAAAUU